GUUCAUUUCAUUCUAGCUGACACUCGUCGCUGCAAUCCAUCCUCUACAAACCCAUUGCGUCCAGGUCAUCCUAUAUCCGCCGAGAGUAAAGCCGGAAGACAGACCAUUCCAGUCGCUACUGAGGGCACAGCGCCUUGCUUUCCGUCUUUCUUUGUCCUUGCAACCCUUCGGCGAGCACAGCGCAGCCUGCUCUUUGAGACGAGCUCGACACCCGCAGACAGGCAUCCUUCGACGAACCACUCUCUCCCACUUCCUUCAUUAACAGCUCACAAUGUCGAACCCAUCCCAACUACUCCUGCUAGCCGACCACAUCAAACUCUCACUGCUGGAACGCCAGCGUGCCAUCUCCCUUAACCUCGACCCGAACCCAUCUCAAGACUCCAACAUCGCUCGCUCAUUAGAAUCCUUCCGGGAAAGCAUCGAAACCCUCUCCUCCAAACCAGACACCGACAGCACCGCCCUCGACCAACUACGCUCCCAAUACGCCGAUCUCGCGCGACAAUUCCAUGGCGAAUCGACCAACUCCGCGACCCGUGCGACAAUUACCACCCCAAACGACCCAUCCCUCAAAGAAGACUUCGCACGCGCCCAGACUCGCAAGUCAAACGACACACCUCGCUCGUCGAGUCUGCGUAAGCAAGAUCCAGCCUCGACUCCACAACCCCAAUCCAAGAACGUGCGGUUCCGCGACAACCCGUCGCAAGAAUCCCUUGAUACCGAAGACGAAGCCGCCCGCACCGCGCUCUUCCCGAGCCGAUAUACAGAUGACGAGGCCAACCGGGCCCAGACGCCCGACCCAACCGAGUCGAUGAACAACGUCCAGGUCCACGCGUACCACCAGCAGAUCAUCGCCGAGCAGGAUGAGCAGCUCGACCAGCUGGGCGAGAGUAUUGGGCGACAGCGCCAUUUGGCCAUGCAAGUGGGCGACGAGCUCGAGGGGCAGAUUGCGCUUCUGGACGAAGUAGACAGGGGCGUCGAUCGGCAUCAGAGUAGGCUUGACGGGGCGAAACGACGGUUGAAAGUCGUGAGUCGGCGUGCGAAGCAGAAUUGGGGCAUGACCACGAUCAUCGUGUUGAUUGUCAUAUUGUUGCUGUUGAUUGUGCUUUUGAAGUGAGCGUAGCGUCUUUGAUGUAUAUACGGAGUAUAAUCCCCGAAGGAUGAAAGAAUUUACGGUACGUGGCCCGCGUAUGGAGAGAGAUUCAAGACGGGUGGCUGAAUACAAGAGGGCGGCUACGAGGCGAUGCACAAAACUCAACAGGGCCAUGAGCGGGCGGCCAUAGCCGAGUGAAUGAAGGAUAGGGCUGUACAUUUUGAAAGCGUCAUAUCAUAUCAGGGCAAGAUAGAUUUGCUGCCACCAUGCUGCUGUUGAAUGUCUCGCUUUGGCAGAAUGAACUCGAGUGGUGCAUGUGCAUGUAAAUGUACAUGUACAUUGACCUCGCCUCGGCUUGAUCAUGGAUAGCGUUUUCUCUAUCUCCCAGGUAGCUGUAGAGCAU
Molecule: messenger RNA, 1493 nt
Organism: Exophiala xenobiotica
Lineage: Eukaryota; Fungi; Ascomycota; Eurotiomycetes; Chaetothyriales; Herpotrichiellaceae
Exons: 1
Coding region: 272-1114 (280 amino acids)
Biological process (GO): intracellular protein transport; vesicle fusion
Cellular component (GO): endomembrane system; SNARE complex
Molecular function (GO): SNAP receptor activity; SNARE binding
Source: RefSeq, a predicted model, not a curated record